AAAGAUGAAUUGAUUAAAAAAAAAUUUACGAAAGAAAAAUAAAGACAGGAGAGGAAUGUGGUGAAAUCAAUACAGUCGCGGAUUUUUCCUCUCCUUGAAAAUUCCAAAAUCCCUCCACCCCUUUCAAACACUACAAAAUACCUCCACCUACAAAUUCCCAAAAAAAAAAAAAAAAAUUUCAAAUAUAUUCAACCCCUCAUUUGAUUUCCCUGUCGGUUUUGGUAAAGAUUUUACUGUAUAUCAAACGGAUCAUCUGGGUAUCAUUAAUUUGCUUAUUUUUUUCUCGCCCUCUGCAAUCUGCAUGUUUCAAUCAUCAAUUAGACGAAGUACUGCGCCAAAAAUCCGUUUCUGUUGUACUUCAACGCAGUGUAGAUACAUAUGCGUAGAUGUAUGGAAGGGAAUGAGGAGACAAGUUCCUACAAGGAUCAUUACAAAGUUUUGGAGGUAGAUUAUGACGCAACUGAUGAGAAGAUCAGAUUAAAUUACAGGAGGCUUGCACUGAUGUGGCAUCCUGACAAACACAAAGGUGACAAGGCUGUUACCGCAAAGUUUCAACAGAUCAAUGAGGCUUACACUGUGUUAAGUGACCCUGCCAAGCGACUGGACUAUGAUAUAACUGGAAACUAUGAGAUUAACAAGUACACUUUACCUGAGUAUCUAACCAGGUUUAAAGGCAUGAUUCUUACCUGCAACGGGCUUGGUUUGGGUCACACAUCAAUUUGGUCACAACAACUGGUGGAAUACAAGGAGUGCCCUGAUAAAUAAGGUCUGGAUAUCUCAUCCCGUUUUUGUUUACUAGUCACGUUCUCAUUCAUUUGCCCAGUUUCAUGCAUGCGGGUGAUGGUGGAUGCAGAAGCUGUGUUUAAUGCCAUCAAGGGUGGUGUUGUAUAGUAGGGAACCUAUAUUUAGGUAUACUACAUCUAAAAUUCGAGAAAAUUAGAAAGAUCGAUCACAUGAAUUGCUUCUUAGACUCUUGGCUCACGAGUCUGUGCGUUUAUAUAGUUCCUCAUGUUUUGAGAUGGCUUGAGGCUACGGGUAGUUUUCAUUUUACCGCCCAUCAAUAUGAUAGAACUGCACAAAAAUUGUAAGGUUGUAGACGAGCCGAAAUUGGCACAUUCAAGGCCUUGUUUUGACUCUCUUUUUUCUUUCGGAAAAGUCGCCUUUUUUGACUUGUAUCGUUCAAUUUGAAUGAGUUGACAAGCUACUUGUAUAGUUGUAUGUUACUAUUAAAGUCUGAAUGUCUUCGGG
Rhododendron vialii is the source of this 1248-nucleotide messenger RNA. RefSeq lists its product as uncharacterized. The coding region runs from base 379 to 765 and encodes 128 amino acids. NCBI's taxonomy places the organism in Eukaryota, Viridiplantae, Streptophyta, Magnoliopsida, Ericales, Ericaceae. The transcript is spliced from 6 exons. Gene Ontology annotation, cellular component: nucleus; cytoplasm. The record is from RefSeq and is a predicted model, not a curated record.